This is a messenger RNA of Diachasma alloeum, 2719 nucleotides long. RefSeq names its product ubiquitin carboxyl-terminal hydrolase calypso (gene calypso). The record is from RefSeq and is a predicted model, not a curated record. Gene Ontology annotation, cellular component: cytoplasm. Bases 224 to 1990 code for a protein of 588 amino acids. Gene Ontology annotation, molecular function: cysteine-type deubiquitinase activity. The transcript is spliced from 7 exons. Gene Ontology annotation, biological process: protein deubiquitination; ubiquitin-dependent protein catabolic process. NCBI's taxonomy places the organism in Eukaryota, Metazoa, Arthropoda, Insecta, Hymenoptera, Braconidae.
UGACCGACUGCAAGGAUCGUGCACAGAUGUGGUUGUGUACAGUUGUUCCCUCACAUUUUUCACAAAUCUGUGGACAGCCGCGGAUGUGUAUAGUUGUGGAAGCACGAACGCCCCCCCACCCCAUGUAAUUGAUGUUUUGGUGCCUUAAUAUGGCGUCGUUGGGUGACAAUGAGUCUUCCAGGUAGAUUACUUUAUUAUUCCGGGAAGUAAUGAGACCCGAAAAAUGCCGGUGGAUAUCAAUAGAUUGACCGAGGGCUGGCUGGAGCUCGAAAGUGACCCAGGACUAUUUACUCUGCUUCUGGAGGACUUCGGGGUAAAGGGGGUCCAGGUCGAGGAGAUCUACGAUCUUCAGAAGUCACUCGAGGGCCCGGUCUACGGAUUUAUAUUUCUCUUUCGAUGGAUCGAGGAGAGGAGGUCCAGGAGAAAAGUUGUGGAGCAGGAUGAGAGUUUUCUCAAGGAUGAGGAGAUCGUGAAUAAUAUAUUUUUCGCACAGCAGGUCGUUCCAAACAGUUGUGCAACCCACGCCCUCCUCUCAGUCCUCCUGAACUGCCCCAACAUCCACCUGGGCUCGACGCUAUCACGCCUGAAACUCCACACCUCUGGCAUGUGCCCCGAGAACAAGGGAUGGGCCAUUGGCAAUACUCCUGAGCUAGCCUGUGCCCACAACUCCCACGCAAUGCCCCAAGCCAAGAGACGACAGGACAAGAACACUGGUGUGACAACAGGAAGAUUCACAGGUGAAGCUUAUCACUUUGUCAGCUACGUCCCAAUCAGUGGAAGAUUAUUCGAGCUGGAUGGACUGAAGCCCUACCCAGUGGACCACGGCCCCUGGAAGGAGCACGAGGAGUGGACCGAGCAGUUCAGAAGAGUCAUAACUGAUCGUCUGGGGAUCUCCACUGGAGAACAACUCCAGGACAUCAGGUUCAACUUGAUGGCAGUUGUUCCUGACAGGAGGCUAGCUAUUUCCCACAAAUUAACGAUGCUGAAGACCAACAGACAGAUCGUCCUGGAGGCACUGCAGCAGCUGGUGAAACUCAGUCAUCAGGAGAAUGAGAAGAAUCAUCUCGAUGGGGAGAAAGGGGAGAAGAGGGUCAAGGUGGAGGAGGGGAAGGAGGCGGAAGGGGUGAGUGUUCCUACGGUUAAUGUUGAACCUAGUGAGCACGGGGAGGUCGAGGAGACUGGGAAUCAGGUGAAGAAUGAGGCACAUGGCAUGGAGAAGGUUGUCAUGUGCGCUCUGGAUUAUGCUACUCCUCUGAGGAUUCAAACUUCACCUGCUCACAGCUCGUCCAGCACUGAUACUUCCUCGGAAAUUGGAUCCGCCUUCAAUUCGCCCACUCAAGCUUGGGGAUGGAAUUCUGGCCAGAGCAGUCCCACAUCCACCAAGGACUUUAAAAAAUUUGUUGUUAUUCGAGUCGCUGGGGAUGAGAAGAACGAGGCAGGUCUGAGUCGUUCCCUCGGCAACAUUAACAUAAAUGGAAAACGACUGGUAUCUGAUUCUGGGCAUUUGCAUAAAAAGGUUUGUUUGUCUGGGGAGGUACGGAUACCCCAUGCCAGGGUGAAAACUAGCAAUGGAGAUACUGUCACGGAGGAGAAAAAGGUGGAGAAAAUUGAUUCGAAAUUGUGCUCGAAAUAUCCCGAGUUGUUUGAACCACAUACCUUCGCCCCCAAAGAUCUUCUCGCUCUGCUGAAGAAUCUUGAGCAUGAAAUCAGUAUUUGUGAGACCUGCUUGAAGGAUGAGAAUGAUAAGCGAAACAAAUAUAAAAUUGAUGACUGCAGACGAACGCAUAAUUACGACGAAUUCAUUUGUACCUUUCUCUCGAUGUUAGCCCAGCAAGGAAAAUUAGCUGAAUUGGUACAGCAACAUUUAACGUUGAAAAAACACACUUCUGUCACAGUAAAUCGAGUUCAUAGAUCUUCGAAGAAAACUGAUGCACGGCCAAACGCCUCGCGUCGUCGUCGUGGCAGAACCAAAUGCAAAAAACGAAAAUGAGUAAUCGAAUCUCUGUUGAAUUUCAUCUCCUCAGUUCUACGCGGGUCGUGAACACUGCAUUCAUAGAGAAGACAAAGUCUAAUUAAUUUUACAAGCCCUCCAUCUAAUGGUUUCUUUCUGAAAACAGCUCAUAAAGGAGAGAAUUGACACUUUGCAUAAUGAUUUUAACAAUUAAGGAAUGAAUCAAUUAAUGAUUUACUUGAAUGCUUGAUUUAUUUAAUCCUUAUGAUUUUUUACUUCGACAAAUCGAUUAUACAAAUUACAAUAGAAAAUAAAGUAUAAGAGUGAUGAGUGAGACCCUGCUGUUUCAUUUCAAAUUAAUUAGAAUAUAGAAUAUAUAUACGAGAGGAAUCCUUCUGAAUAUAAAAGAAGAAUUUUUGGAAGUUGGAAAAUUUUUAUUACUCUCUCAGAAGAAAGAAAUAUUCUAAAAGAAAAUAUCUGGCAAAUUGAAUUUGGAUGAUGUUAAUUGUAUAUUAAUUUCUCAAAAUUUUUCUCAAGCUUUUUUAAGGAAUUUUGAUGAUUUAAAAUCUACAAAGCAAUACACAAUCAAUUAGAUUCUAAACAGUCGUCAAUUUGGGAAAUAUGAAAAAACAACAAUAGUUUACUGUCAAAAACAUUGAAAAUAUUUAUUUCAAUAUUCAUAUACAAGUACACUACACGCUGUUGAUAUGUCUUUACACCUAGACGCAUAUCUCAAAGAGAAAAUAAACUUUCGAAUACAUCGUUUAA